Molecule: messenger RNA, 981 nt
Organism: Microtus ochrogaster (prairie vole)
Lineage: Eukaryota; Metazoa; Chordata; Mammalia; Rodentia; Cricetidae
Gene: Muc15
Product: mucin 15, cell surface associated
Source: RefSeq, a predicted model, not a curated record
AUGUUGACCUUAACCAAAAUUGUGUUGAUUUCAAGUCUACUCAUUUGGUUACCAUUUGCAAGGCCUGAGAAAAAGAAUACAGGAAGAAAUGUAACUCAGUACACCACAGAUGAUUUGAAAACAGCGGGAAACCAAUCCAUUCCUUUGGAAAGGACAAAUGUGACUUCAGAGAAUGACAAUAGUAAUACUUCCAAACCCAUGGUGACAGACGCCUCUGUUUUGGAUUUACCCACGACCUACGAAACAAUACAUUCUACCAGUAACUGGCCAACAGAUAGCUCUACUGAGGGCCCAAGACCCACCUCCACAAAUUCCAUCCCUCCUGUGACUCAUAGGUUUAUUUCCACGUUGCCUUUGAACUCAUCCCCAGCAGCUUUCUCAGCACAUUCCGAUCCUACGCAUUCUGCACCAUCAGAAAGUUUCACCUGGUCUCUGGACAAUGACACCAUGAACAUUCCUGACAAUAUUUCCAGUACAGACAACAUUCUCCCUCUGCCUCCGAUGACUACACCUGUGACCCCUCUGACAGAUGAACCUACUGAAUGGCCUGCCACAGACAAUGACAACUUUGCUGGUUUUACCAUGUAUCAAGAAAAAACAACUUUACAGCCUACCUUAAAAUUCACCAAUAAUUCAAAAUUUUUUUCCAAUACAUCAGACUCCCCAAAAGAGUAUAAGAAUACGGGAAUAGUAUUCGGAGGCAUUUUAGGGGCAAUUUUGGGUGCAUCCCUGCUUAGCCUUGUAGGCUACUUAUUGUGUGGACAACGGAAGACAGAUUCGUUUUCCCAUCGGCGACUUUAUGAUGACAGAAAUGAACCAGUCCUGCGAUUAGACAAUGCACCAGAACCUUAUGAUGUCAAUUUUGGAAAUUCUAGUUACUACAACUCAGCUGUGAGUGAUUCAUCCAUGCCAGAAGGCAGAGGAAGUAUGCAAGAUGGCAUUCCCAUGGAUGAUAUACCUCCAUUUAGAACCUCAAUGUAA